AUGCAGAGCGUCGCUUUUACUCUCUCGCCCUCUCUAUCUCUUCCUCUCCGCAACACUUCUCUACAACACGCUUCUAGACCUUUCCUUUCUCUCAGACUUUUCGCCAAACACACAGAAGCUGUGAACUCCAAUGGCGCCUCUUCCUCUUCCUCUUCCACUUCCUUCCUUCGCCGAUCUUGGACGCUCUCCCCUUCCUCUUCCUUCAAGUUCCGCCCCCUCCCUCCCUCCCCUCCGCGCGCCGCUGAAAGCGCCGUUCCCGACAGCGCGCCCGCCGACAACUCGCUGUUCAAAACUCUAGAGCUCGGCGCCUUGUUUGGCCUCUGGUACCUCUUCAACAUCUACUUCAAUAUCUACAACAAACAGGUGUUGAAGGCUUUUCAUUAUCCGGUAACGGUGACUCUUGUUCAAUUUGCCGUUGGGACUGUGCUCGUGGCAUUUAUGUGGGGUUUGAAUCUCUACAAGAGGCCGAAGCUCAGUAGUGCUAUGCUUGGAGCGAUCUUGCCGCUAGCUGCGGUGCAUACAUUGGGAAAUCUUUUCACUAAUAUGAGUCUUGGGAAGGUGGCUGUGUCCUUCACUCACACGAUCAAGGCCAUGGAGCCAUUCUUUUCAGUGGUCCUUUCUGCCAUGUUUCUUGGAGAGUUUCCUACACCAUGGGUGGUUGGUUCCCUUGUGCCUAUUGUUGGUGGAGUUGCACUGGCAUCUGUUACUGAGGCCUCUUUCAAUUGGGCUGGAUUUUGGAGUGCAAUGGCAUCCAAUGUGACAAAUCAAUCCCGUAAUGUUCUUAGCAAAAAGGCCAUGGUUAACAAAGAGGAUUCUAUGGACAACAUUACUCUCUUCUCUAUAAUUACAGUAAUGUCCUUCUUCUUGCUAGCACCUGUGGCUGUCUUCAAGGAGGGUGUCAAAUUUACCCCUGCUUACUUGCAAUCUGCUGGGUUAAAUGUUAGACAACUUUACAUCAGAUCUCUUCUUGCUGCACUCUGUUUCCAUGCGUAUCAACAAGUGUCUUAUAUGAUAUUGCAAAGGGUAUCACCUGUUACCCACUCUGUGGGCAAUUGUGUGAAGCGGGUUGUGGUCAUUGUGAGCUCUGUCAUCUUUUUCCAAACACCUGUCUCACCCGUGAAUGCUUUUGGGACUGCUGUAGCUCUUGCUGGCGUGUUCCUCUAUUCGAGGGUGAAGCGAAUUAAGUCAAAGCCAAAAACAGCUUAA
Messenger RNA from Sphenostylis stenocarpa, 1206 nucleotides. NCBI's taxonomy places the organism in Eukaryota, Viridiplantae, Streptophyta, Magnoliopsida, Fabales, Fabaceae. The record is from the annotation of a GenBank genome assembly.